Punctularia strigosozonata HHB-11173 SS5 is the source of this 1167-nucleotide messenger RNA. Its product is annotated as 60S ribosomal protein L3. Gene Ontology annotation, molecular function: structural constituent of ribosome; RNA binding. The transcript has 6 exons. Bases 1 to 1167 code for a protein of 388 amino acids. Gene Ontology annotation, biological process: ribosomal large subunit assembly; translation. The record is from RefSeq and is a predicted model, not a curated record. Gene Ontology annotation, cellular component: ribosome; cytosolic large ribosomal subunit. NCBI's taxonomy places the organism in Eukaryota, Fungi, Basidiomycota, Agaricomycetes, Corticiales, Punctulariaceae.
AUGAGUCACCGUAAGUACGAAGCUCCCCGCCACGGCUCUCUUGGUUUCCUCCCCCGCAAGCGUGCGGCUCGCCAUCGCGGAAAGGUCAAGUCCUUCCCCAAGGAUGAUCCCAAGAAGCCCGUCCACUUGACUGCCGUUAUGGGCUACAAAGCGGGUAUGACCCAUGUUGUCCGCGAUCUCGACCGUCCGGGCUCUAAGAUGCACAAGCGUGAGGUUGUGGAGGCUGUUACCAUCGUUGAGACUCCCCCCAUGAUCGUCGUCGGUGUUGUUGGCUACGUCGAGACCCCCCGCGGUCUCCGCACCCUCACCACCGUCUGGGCCUCCCAUCUUUCGGACGAACUCAAGCGCCGGUUCUACAAGAAUUGGUACCGCUCGAAGAAGAAGGCGUUCACCCGCUACGCCAAGAAGGCAGCGGAGGACAACGGCAAGUCGGUGCAGCGCGAGCUCGAGCGCAUUCGCAAGUACUGCACCGUUGUUCGUGUCCUGGCGCACACCCAGAUCCGCAAGACUGGCCUUGCGCAGAAGAAGGCGCACCUGAUGGAGAUUCAGGUCAACGGCGGCAGCAUCGCGGACAAGGUCGACUUCGCGCACGGUCUAUUCGAGAAGCCGAUUGAGGUCAACAGCGUCUUCGAGCAGGACGAGGUCGUCGAUGUCAUCGCCGUCACCAAGGGUCACGGUUUCGAGGGUGUGACUCACAGGUGGGGAACCAAGAAGCUGCCGCGCAAGACGCACAAGGGUCUCCGUAAGGUCGCUUGUAUUGGAGCGUGGCACCCUUCGAAGGUCAUGUUCUCUGUUGCUCGUGCUGGUCAAAAUGGCUACCACCACCGCACGGAACUCAACAAGAAGAUCUACCGCGUCGGCUCCGGCUCGGACGAGGGCAACGCCUCCACCGAGUCCGAUGUCACCAAAAAGACGAUCACGCCCAUGGGUGGCUUCCCUCACUACGGUAUCGUCAAGAACGACUAUCUCAUGCUUAAGGGCUCCAUCCCCGGAACGAAGAAGCGCGUCAUCACCAUCCGCAAGUCGCUCAUGGUCCACACUUCUCGUCGGGAUCUCGAGAAGGUCCAGCUCAAGUUCAUCGAUACCUCUUCAAAGUUCGGUCACGGCGCUUUCCAGACUUUCGAGGAGAAGGCGGCGUUCUUGGGCACGCUCAAGCCCCGCGCAUGA